UUGGGGUAGAAUUCGGCUGAUCCAAUUCUGUUGUGGCAAAGGAAACAAAUAAACAAGGGUGGAUGGAAAACAGCUUUGCCGUUGGUUGCUGCUAACCUUGGCUGCGUUUGCGAUUGCAGUUUGGCUGCUGGUUUGUUGGUUUGCAACAACAAGAGACGCGGAUGCUGAUGCAGCCUCCGUCGGAAGAAGAAGAAGAAGAGAAUCAAUGGAGGCCACAGCAGAUAUCAGUCACCCGUCAACCGCCCUCUCCUCAUUAACUCCCACCCGCCUCACUUUUCUUGCCGUAAUAACGACCGACUUCUCGUGCUUUCCCUAUAUAAUUCAUCUUCAUCAGUUAUUGCAAAGAUUGCAUCCUCCCAAUCCCAGGCGCCCGCCCGAAUCCAUCAAUCAAUCCGACGAUUCCCAAUGGCCUCCUCCGCCGCCGCCGGCAACGGCACAGGCGGCAUCCUCCCAACCCACACCGCCGCCCCCGCCUGGCCUUCCAAGACCAAGGACCCUCGGCGCCGGCGGCGCUGCCUCUGCGUCUGUCUCCUCGUCACCCUGGCCGUCCUGCUCGCGCUGGCCAUCACCCUGCUCGUCCUCUUCCUCACCGUCCUCAAGGUCCGGGACCCCACCACGCGCCUCAUCUCCACGCGCCUGGCGGGCGUCGCCCCGCGCCUCACCUUCCCGGCCCUGUCCGUCCAGCUCAACGUCACGCUGCUGCUCACCGUGGCCGUGCACAACCCGAACCCGGCCUCCUUCGCCUACGACGCCGGGGGCCACACCGACCUCACCUACCGCGGCGCGCACGUCGGCGAGGCGGCCAUCGACCCGGGCCGCAUCCCCAGCAAGGGCGACGGCGAGGUCAGGCUGGCGCUCACGGUGCAGGCCGACCGGCUGGCGGCCGACCUGGCGCAGCUGGUGGCGGACGUGGAGAGCGGGUCGGUGGCCAUGGAGGCCAGCACCAGGAUCCCCGGGAGGGUCACCAUCCUGUGCAUCUUCAAGAGGCACGCCGUCGCCUACUCCGACUGCAGCUUCGUCUUCGGCGUCGCGGAGAUGGCGGUGCGCAGCCAGCAGUGCCACGAUCGCACAAAGCUAUGAUGGUGGUGCCCGUGACGCGCGGCGCCGCCCGUGUUGUUUGUUGCGACGUCGUGGCAUGCCAACCGUGUUGGUUUUCUUGGUCGAUCUUGCUUGCCCGUCGCCGUCGCCGUCGGCGUCGGCACCGCCCACGCACCCACAUGCUCCCCUCUCAUGGCGUCGGAUCAUCCCACGUUGCAGUAGAAGCACGAUAGAUCUACUCUGUAUUAUUAUUACUUUAAUUUGUAUGAGAGAGAGAGAGAGAGAUGCUCUGCCAAGAUAGAUUAGGUCCUGCCUAGUUUUUACUGGGUCUUGUUAUUAUGGGUUUGAUCAUUGGUUGCUUGUGUACAUAAACACAAUAGGUUGAAUGGAUGGAUGUGCAGGUGGUUGCGCUUUUUGUUUGUAAGUACUUUUGUACGUUUUGCUGACUUCUUUUUCACAACCUUCUCUUUUCUAAUACACAUUUUCAUUGCACC
This is a messenger RNA of Panicum virgatum (switchgrass), 1532 nucleotides long. RefSeq lists its product as uncharacterized. The transcript has a single exon. The record is from RefSeq and is a predicted model, not a curated record. Bases 406 to 1080 code for a protein of 224 amino acids. Lineage: Eukaryota; Viridiplantae; Streptophyta; Magnoliopsida; Poales; Poaceae.